GAAUCGCCCCGGUCGUGGUCUGAACGACUGCAAAAAAGCUCUCUCUCUCUCUCUCGUUGCACAGAAGCCGUCUUAAAAAGCAAAUUCUCCUCCUCUUUUCUGAGCUCCCUUUCUACUGUUGAAUCUCUGAAAUUCUUCACUGUUCCCAUCUCAAUCCGGUUCUUCUCCUUUUAUUGUACACUUCCACAGCGUCCAUCCUUUCACCUUCCUCUUCAAUCUCUCUCGCAGACCUUCCUGUCAAGUGAAUGUCACCUGCAUCAUCGCUGAAGCGCGUCGUUUGAAGGCUGGAGGAUUGGACUCCUGGAUUUCUUUCGGGUGAUUGAAUGGCUAAGCGUGGAUAUAAGUUGCAGGAAUUUGCGGCUCAUUCAUCUGGUGUCAACUGUUUAAAUAUUGGAAAGAAGGCAUGUAGGCUUCUUGUUACGGGUGGAGAUGACCACAAAGUGAAUUUAUGGGCCAUUGGUAAACCAACUUCAUUAAUGAGCCUGUGUGGUCAUGCUAGUCCGGUAGAAUCUGUAACUUUUGAUUUAGCAGAUGUUUUGGUACUGGCUGGAGCUUCUACUGGUGCAAUGAAGCUGUGGGAUUUGGAAGAAACAAAGAUGGUUCGCACUCUUACCGGGCACAGAUCUAGUUGUACUGCUGUUGAAUUCCAUCCAUUUGGUGAGUUCUUUGCAUCUGGUUCACUAGACACUAAUCUAAGGGUUUGGGAUAUCAGAAAGAAAGGAUGCAUUCACACAUACAAGGGCCAUACUGGAGGAAUUUCUACUAUUAGAUUCACUCCUGAUGGUCGCUGGGUUGUAUCUGGUGGAUUUGACAAUAUUGUGAAGGUAUGGGAUCUAACUGCUGGAAAGCUGCUGCAUGAUUUUAAGCACCAUGAAGGGCAUAUUCGAUCCAUAGACUUCCAUCCUCUCGAGUUUCUCCUGGCUACAGGUUCGGCAGACAGAACUGUAAAAUUUUGGGAUUUGGAAACAUUUGAGCUGAUUGGAUCUGCUAGACCAGAGGCAACAGGGGUGCGUUCAAUUACUUUCCAUCCUGAUGGAAGGACCCUCUUUUGUGGAUUGGAUGAGAGUUUAAAGGUAUAUUCUUGGGAGCCUGUUAUUUGUCAUGAUGCUGUUGGCAUGGGGUGGUCAACGCUGGGUGACCUUUGUAUUCAUGAAGGAAAACUUCUGGGCUGCUCUUACUAUCGGAAUUCUGUUGGAGUUUGGGUGGCUGAUGUUUCACUUAUUGAGCCUUAUGGAGCUGGUUUGGUACCCGAGCAAAUUUACUCUAAUAAAGAGCACAAGUUUAAUAUCAGGGAAAAUCAAUCUUCAGAGAAAGUAGGGAGUGGUUUAAGGUCUACUGGUUUGCAGUGCAGGUCUCCAGAGCAUGAGAGUAAAGAUAUAAAGAACAUAUAUGUGGACUCUUCUGCCGGAAGACCUGUUGGUUUACAAAGAGUUGGGUCUUUUAAUUCUCAAAAGCUGGUACCACCAUUGGAGUCCAAGGAAAUCAGUUGUUUACCAGCUCAAAAGCAGAGUCCUGCCAUGGGCACACCUGCAAAAUCUACUGGGCAAGCGGUUAGUAGAUCUUUUGUUGUGCCAAGUGUUGUACCCCGGGACAGCUAUGAUGGGAAAUAUUCAACCAAUUCUAGAAGAGAAUCUAUCUCAAUGGCUAGGUCUGAUACUGGCAUGAUGCACAAGACAGCUCACAGACGGAGGCCAUCAAACAGCAAAUAUGACAUGGAGAGGUUGUCAAUGGCUGCAGAACCUGGAACAUUUGUCAAUAUGUCAAAUGAACUAGACAAUUCAGUGGAUUCAAAAUUUAACACCAGGCUUGUAUUAGAAGAUGAAGCUAAAGAAUGCUCCGAGGAAAAACACACAAAUAUGAAGACAGUGGCAGAGAAGUUCGAAAAAACUUUAUCACCACAGAGUUUGAAUUGUCAAGAGAACCAUGAUGAGUCCCUUAGUUGCAGCAAUGGAACAAAUUCUGUUAAAAUUGUAAAUGGAGUUGUGCUUGUAUCUGGAAGAACACGCUCUCUGGUUGAGAAGUUUGAAAGAAGAGAAAGAUUUAGUAGUGAUGUAGACCAAGUCACUAAUACUUCACCUCAAAUGAUGCCUGAAACAGUUAAAACAUCCUCUAUGUUGAAAGGACAACCUCAAAUUUCUGGAAGGGAUGCACCAUCUUCAAAUGAUGAGAAUGUUACCGAAGAUCUGGUGCAAAAUCAUGAUGUAGUUUUAAGUACCCUCCGUUCUCGCUUGACAAAAUUACAGGUGGUGCGGCAUUUUUGGGAACGGAAUGACACUAAGGGUGCUAUUAAUGCAAUGAGAAAGUUGCCUGAUCAUUCUGUGCAAGCAGAUGUGAUCAGUGUUCUCAUGGAGAAAAUGGAGUUUCUCAACUUAGAUCUGUUUUCAUGUUUGCUGCCCAUUCUUACAAGCUUACUAGGUAGCAAGAUGGAAAGGCAUGCAAAUGUCUCACUGGAGAUGUUAUUGAAGCUUGUUGCUGUCUUUGGGCCAGUAGUGCGUGCAACAGUUUCAGCACCUCCAUCUGUUGGCGUUGAUCUUCAGGCUGAGCAGAGGCUUCAAUGCUGCAACCAGUGUUCUGUCCAACUACAAAAGAUCCAGAAGAUUCUACCAUCACUUAUAAACAGGAGGGGUGGGGUGCUGGCAAAAUGUGCACAGGAGUUGAAUCUAGUACUUCAAGAGUCAUAACAAACAUCGCUGUCCAUCCCAUUUCUACCGAAGCAUGGGGGCAGUUCAUGUCACCCUUCGAUAGAGUGCUAGCUGGGGUGCCGCACUUCAACAGUACCAAAACCACAGAUAUAUAGCUUUGGAUAUCUCACAAUUUUGUCUUGCUGCUCUCCAUUUUCCUCACCUGCCAUCUGCAUUUGUGAGUAACCAAGCACGAUGACCCAAGAAUUGUUGUUGAGGCAAAGCACGUAUAGAGCCAUAUCUUCGCUGGCCACUAUAAUUGCUCGGCAAAGUGAGUAGUCAUCAUUCUGGUCUUCAGAUUCCAUAGAGUGUGUAAAAGUCUCGUGAUCCUAAUUCUUUCUAAGAAUGGAUAUUGUUCCUUGAAUCUUUGAUUCAAUUGAUAUGUAACUACAUGCAAAUUCUUUUGCACACUUCUCUUCGCAAUAUUCAAUGAAAAUUUUAUUUGUUUAUCCGGACUCAA
This is a messenger RNA of Malania oleifera, 3141 nucleotides long. RefSeq names its product katanin p80 WD40 repeat-containing subunit B1 homolog KTN80.2-like. The coding region runs from base 324 to 2681 and encodes 785 amino acids. Gene Ontology annotation, biological process: microtubule depolymerization; microtubule severing. Gene Ontology annotation, molecular function: microtubule binding. NCBI's taxonomy places the organism in Eukaryota, Viridiplantae, Streptophyta, Magnoliopsida, Santalales, Ximeniaceae. The transcript has 18 exons. Gene Ontology annotation, cellular component: katanin complex. The record is from RefSeq and is a predicted model, not a curated record.